This is a messenger RNA of Yamadazyma tenuis ATCC 10573, 456 nucleotides long. RefSeq names its product Putative rhomboid protease (gene RBD2). Gene Ontology annotation, molecular function: transcription coregulator activity; serine-type endopeptidase activity. Gene Ontology annotation, cellular component: mediator complex; membrane. NCBI's taxonomy places the organism in Eukaryota, Fungi, Ascomycota, Pichiomycetes, Serinales, Debaryomycetaceae. The record is from RefSeq and is a predicted model, not a curated record. Gene Ontology annotation, biological process: regulation of transcription by RNA polymerase II.
AUGCUGUCACCAAAGGAGUUCAACUUCACCUCUCCAGGCCAAGCAUUGCAAGCCAUUGCGAAGGAUGGUCUGCCAGGCUCACCCAAUAAUCUCUCCCGGUCCCAGAGCAGAGCUCAAUCUCAGUCUCCAGAUAUAGCCAUGGACAUAGAUAUUCCCGUACCUGAAGUUAAACCCGAUCAGCUAGAGAAACUACACCAACAAGAAUUAAUCCCCGAGCUAUUUGGAGUGCUACAUGACUUACAAUCGGGUAUUUUGCUGGCCAAAGACUUUGAUAACCAGGUAGGUGGAAUACGACUCAAAUUGGCCAACAUUAAACAGUAUUUAAGAGACUUUCCUGGAAUAACAGAGAGUGUAGACACCCGGGUGGAACGAAUUGAGACACUUCGGGUCAACAACGAGAGCAAACUCGAGGUGAUGAAGACGUUUAAAGAGAAGGUAGAAGCCCAUUUCAAGUAG